UUCCUAUCCAGAAAUGGCAGUGAGAAUUGCCGUAUUUCAUCAAAAUCAAUCGAAAACUCAGUUUCAUAGUAGUUUAAUUUCUCUCUGUCUAAAAUUCUCCGUCUCUCUCUAAAUUGUUCACUGUCAUUCAUCAUUCCACAGUACAAUCUCCUCUUCAACAAUUUCUACUCUACAAAAAGAGAGAGAGAGCUAUAGAGUGGAGGAGGGACUAGGGAGUUAUGGCUGCUGUCUCAAUGUCAGCUUGCAGUGCCACCACCCUUAACCUAACAAAUGGUUUGAGACCAAAAACAUCAGUCUUAACUGAAGUUAUCUCGCAUACUAAAAUUCCAACUCAACAUCGAACGAAUAAGAAGAAGCCGUUGCAACGUAAAUUUACAGUGUUAGCUGUGACCAAAGGUUCAUCGUCGAAGUCCAGCGAAUCAGAAGAGAAAAUCCCGUCUUGGGCUAAACUAGAUUCUGAGGAACCACCUCCUUGGGCACAACGUGAUGGUAGAGGCAGCAGCAAUGGCACAUCUGAAACAGUUGAGAUUCCUUUCUAUGGCUAUUUGCUUGCUUCUACAAUCACUGCUAUAGCUGCGAUUGGUUCAGUUUUCGAAUACAUAAACCAGAAGCCAGUUUUUGGAUUACUCAAUUCAGACAGCAUCUUCUAUGCACCUGUGCUCGGGUUCUUUGCCUUCACUGGUGUUCCCACUUCGGCUUUCCUUUGGUACAAAUCUGUGCAAGCUGCUAACAAGGCAGCAGAGGAGCAAGACAAGAGAGACGGCUAUUAGAGGCUAGACAUGCAUUUAUAAGCUGCACCUUCAUUGAACUUCUUAUUUAGUACAGCAUGUAUUUGCCACGCAAAAUAUCAUGUCUUUCAUAUUGAAAAUCAUUGGUUAUCACAGACUCAUCACUUGGCGGUCUGACACUUUGAGCCAAAAUAAUAAUACCAAGAUUUUCUGCAACAAAUAACCAAGAGUAUUGUGUAUGCCCAGUAAAAGAAAAGUGGAACAAAAAAUGGGAGAUUGCAAGGGAAA
Molecule: messenger RNA, 1016 nt
Organism: Papaver somniferum (opium poppy)
Lineage: Eukaryota; Viridiplantae; Streptophyta; Magnoliopsida; Ranunculales; Papaveraceae
Exons: 3
Coding region: 219-770 (183 amino acids)
Source: RefSeq, a predicted model, not a curated record